AGUCGGUCUUGUCACAUGACCACGGAAGGAAGCGAAAUCUGUUGUUACUGCCGUUACCAGAAUAUGGCCGAGAAGAUGGGUGCAACCGGUGAAACGAGAAGUAUAAAUGAUGAGAUCCUGAGCACUGGUGAAAUACUACUUCAAAAUUUUAUCCAUGAUCGUGUGUCUCGUGAAGUAGCACUUACAGGAUCGUAUGGUGAUCUGAGUUUUCCACAACUGGUUGACCCAACCCAGAAACAGCUUGCAGACUGUCUAAGAAAAAUUGGUGACGAGUUGGAUGGCAACAUGGAACUUCAGCAAAUGAUCAACAGCUCAGCUCUUCAACCAAACAAAGAGGUGUUCUUCCAGGUUGCAGCUCAAAUGUUCAGUGAUGGUAAAUUAAACUGGGGACGCAUAGUUGCAUUGUUCUAUUUUGCCUGCAAGUUGGUGAUGAAGGCUUUAGUGACAAAAUUUCCGGAAAUGAUGCGGACAAUCAUCACCUGGACCAUUGACUACCUCCGUGAGCAUUUGCUGAAUUGGAUCAGGGAUCAGGGUGGUUGGGAGGGAAUACGAUCAUAUUUUGGUACACCUACCUGGCAGACAGUAGGUGUUUUCUUAGCUGGAGUGCUUACCACAGUACUUGUCAUUCAUAAAAUGUCAUGAAGAUGGAAAACCUAAAGGAGUGAGGGGAAAGCUGCAUUUAGUUCUAUUGGUGAUUACCAGCAACAAACAAAACAGCUGAAUUUGCUUGUCAGUUACGAGAAAGUUAGAAGUCGGCUAAUUUUAACAGAUUCCACUAAUCCUGGUUAUGUUAUUUUUUUUCAACAACCUUUACUCCUCCCUCUCUAUUCCUCUAAAUCUUUAAAUUCCUUUAAUCGGUGGAUGUCAUGGAUACAGUUGGACUGCAUGUCAUAAUGAAGACCUCAUAAUAUCUAAGAAACUUUCAUAAAAACAAACUUUUGUAAAAGAUUUGAGUCAUUGGUUUGGUGCCACAUUUUACAAAGUUUUUUUGUUUACAAUUUCAGUUGGGUGGGCUUUAUUUUCAGUGCAGGUAAAUCUUGAAGAAAAACAUGUGAAGAAGACUUUUCAAACAGUGCAUUGCCGCAGAUUGUGGCUGUGCCUUAUUGCCUAUUGCCUGUCUUGUCCAUGGAACAAUGCACCCCCCAAAAAUAUGUAUUUUACAUUAAAUUUGCAUUGUAAAAUACUGUUUUUUAAUUUUUCUGUGCUAUUUCACAUAUUCUGGCACACCUGCAUGGAAUACUUGGUGAAUUCAUAAAGGCUAUCUGGGACAACUUUUAAAAGAGACUUGUUUCUGCCUUAAAAUAAUCAAAUUGGAGACAUUUGUAUACAGUUUAUUAAAACAUAAAUUAAAGCAAUACUUCACAUAUUUGUUAUAAAAGUUGCAUUUCUAGUGUAUUAUAUGUAUUAUAAUUGUUUAUACUAUGCACUUUUAAAAUACUUAGGCAAGGGAAGAUUUUUCAGGUUGUUUGAUUUACAUAUAUGUUAUUGGCAUGGAUGCUAUUAGUUCUUAACACCGGCAGCCUCAAAAAAAGAAAGAGCAUAAUUUGAAUAGCCAAGUAAAGUACUUUGAAUAUAUGUUUUUGUCACUGAUUUUAACGUAUAUAUUUUACUUUUGAUAAAUAGAACCAUGUUUCGGGAAUGUUGGGGACAUUUAAAUGAUAUAUGAAAUUGACCAUAAGAGCAGACAUGUAGUAAGAUUUUAGAAAAAUUUUAAUUUGCUGACUAACUAAAGUUAGUAAAGCACUGAAAUAUAUUAGUUUUAAAUUAAAAUAUUUAAAUAAACACAAAUUACAACACUGUUUGCCCCCUGCUUGAUUAAGGUACAUCAUAAGUCCUGUUAAAAUAUAGUAAAUUAACAGAAAUAGAAUCAGAAGUAGUGUGAUUAAUGCAGUGGUUUUCAUGCUUGGUUUUGUGUAUUUUUAGCAUCUGCAGGUUUACAUUACAAAGACUCUUGUUUAAUUAGGUUUCAGGUAUUGAUGUUUUUAUAUCCAUUUGUGUAUUAAAAAUUAAAUGUAAGGGGAAAGCUUGAAAAUGUUUCCUUUUAUUGUAUUUGAUAUUUUGUAUUUAAUUUGCAACUUGCAUGUUAAUGUUUUACAUUUGUAUCUAUUUACUUUAAGCAGGUAGUCUAAAUAUAUAUUGCUGUAAGUGGUAAUGGUUUAACUGCUUUUCUUCACAUUGUUGCUGUUUGCACCUUUAACUCUUGGUUUUUUAAGAGCUAUGAAAUCUUAAAAGGCACAGAAUACUAAUGUGUACACUAAAAUUAAAAACCCUUACUCAGUGAGACAUAAUGAUACGUAGGAGAAAAAACAAACAGGUUUUUAGAACACAUUUCUAUUAAAGAACAUGCAAAAUUGAACAUUUUUGCCAAAUCUGCUUACACUGAACUGCUGUUUUAUAUAUGCAUGACACUUAUAACUAUGUUUUGAUAUGUCUUAUCAAGGAUAGAAAGUUGAGUGCAAAAAGAAAGCAAUACACUUUCUUACCAUUCCUUUGAUUAUAUGUAGUUACAUUUACGAAUUAUUAUUGUAUAAGAUUAAUGAAAACCUUUUUUUUUUUUUAUAAAGAAAACUGACAAUUAAGGCCUUGUGCAACAUACAAAAUUGGGACCCUAAUUUGUAACUGAACCCUUUUGAGCAACUGGACAAGAGUAAAGUAAUCAGUAUUGAACUUGAAGAUAUGUCUGGAUUUUUUCAUACCGCCUCCCUAUAUAGUGUGUCUGUUAAAUAGAUAAAGUAAUGCCAGCUGUUAAGGAAAAUUGAGCAAUUGCAUAUAGUAUUUCUAUACAACAUGCUGUUCCUUCAUGAACGUAAGAAUUUCCAACUUUUUUGUGGUAAUGAGUUUAGACACAUAUAUUUUCUGAAUUCCCUUACAAAAGAAUUAUUGCAACAGACAUAACAAUGAAUCAUUCCCUCACAGGGACAUUUAAAGCACUAAAAGACAUGCCAAAUUUUACGUGCAUGCACUUUUUAUAUUAAAUUAUGUUUUCAUACUUAAAAUUCACCUUUUUUUUAAGUAAUGUUCAUAGUACAAGUACUUUAAUAUGUUGCUGGAUAAAUACAGAAUCAGAAUUUUUUACUAGUAUCAAUUAUGUGUUGUGCUUUGUUUAUUAGCUUGGUGAUUUAUAUAACGCUCAAGCACUAUUACAUAUGUUGUCUUGUUAUGGAUCCACAGUAAUUAUUUCUUGUCUACAUUAUAUAUUGUAUAUUCUUUAUCACAAUCCAAAUACAUUAUUUUGUGCAAACUCAAAA
Molecule: messenger RNA, 3248 nt
Organism: Polypterus senegalus (gray bichir)
Lineage: Eukaryota; Metazoa; Chordata; Cladistia; Polypteriformes; Polypteridae
Gene: baxb
Product: BCL2 associated X, apoptosis regulator b
Exons: 6
Coding region: 16-642 (208 amino acids)
Biological process (GO): positive regulation of apoptotic process; extrinsic apoptotic signaling pathway in absence of ligand; release of cytochrome c from mitochondria
Cellular component (GO): mitochondrial outer membrane
Molecular function (GO): protein homodimerization activity; protein heterodimerization activity; channel activity
Source: RefSeq, a predicted model, not a curated record